CCAACCUGUCUCCCUGUGUAUUUCUUCCAAUCUUGUUGUGUACAUUUUGUAUACAAAAUUCGCAAUUUAUUCCUUAAUUUCGGGUGAGGUUAAGAAAUUCGUUAAUUAUCAAUGAUAAAAUUAAAAUCGUUGUCUUCUUUAAUUAGAAUGUAAUCGAGAUUAUUAACGAUUAUUUAAGUGAAGUGGAAUAGUGUUAAAUUAUUUUUUUGAAGGAAUAAUAAACAUGGCUGCUGCUGCGGCUGCCGCCUUGCUCGAUGAGCUUAUGGGAAGAAAUAGAAAUAUUCUUCCUAAUGAAAAACCAAAAGAACUUAACUGGGAGGAUUCGGAGUUUUGUAAACUUUAUCUUGUCAAAUUUUGUCCACACGAUUUAUUUGUCAACACUCGAGCUGAUUUAGGAGCUUGUGCUCGUGUUCAUGACGAUGAAGCUCGUGAAUUAUAUGAAAAAGCACCAUAUUCUUAUCGAAAACAACAAUAUGAGGAUGAAUUUAUUCGCUUUUGUCAAAGUAUGCUUAAUGAGGUGGAAAGGAAAAUUGUCAAAGGAAAACAGAGGCUAGCGCUUAUUGGAAAAACAGAAGCUCCAACUUUGACGCCAGCACAAACGCAGAGAAAUGAAGAGCAAAUAACAUUACUCACCGAAAAAAUUAAUAAAUUGGUCGAAGAAGCGGAGCAAAGUGGAAUUCAAGGAAAUGUUGAACAGGCUCAGGGACUUAUGCGUCUUUGUGAUCAACUCAAAGAAGAACGGGAAACUCUUCGUAAAUCCAAUGAUAAUAGUCAUUAUAAUCAGACUGCUGAAUUAGCAGCAGCUCAGGAAAAACAAAUGGAGGUUUGUGACGUAUGUGGUGCCUUUCUUAUUGUUGGAGACGCUCAACAACGAAUAGACGAUCACUUAAUGGGCAAACAACACGUAGGCUACGCAAGAUUGAAAAGUGCUCUUCAAGAAAUUGUGACCAAACGGGAAAAAGCGAGGGACGAAAAGGAGCAGAAACGAGACGAGGAAAGAAGGAAAGUUCGCGAAAAUGAAGACGGUCAAAGAAAGAGAAGAGAUGGUGAAAGAGAUCGUGAUCGAGAAAGGGACAGAGAUAGGGAUAGAGAAAGAGAUAGAGACAGAGAAAGAGUUGACAGGGACAGGGAUCGGGAUAGGGAUAGAGAAAAGCGACGCAGAAGAGAUGAUGAUAAAACUAGACACGAUUCCAUGAGUCAAAGGAAUUCUCAUCGAAGUAGGAGUAAAUCGAAGGAUAAACACGAAAGACAUAAUAGAGAAGACGAUCAUCGACGUCAUGCACGGGACAAAGGAAAUCGUGAUCAACGAAAUGUCAAUCACCACAAUAAUCGACGUCGCCAUAGAUCUGGGAGUCGAAGUCACAAGUAACUCUACUCUUGAUUGGUUAGUGAGUGAGAAGUAUGCCAGAAUUGAGCCGGAAUUGGAGAAAAAAACAUGGUUCAGUUCAAGAAAAUAAAAGUCGUUUCCCACAACUUAAAUAUAUUUUUUAAGGUAAAAAUUUUGCAUAAACCUUAACAAAAAAAAUUGUAGGCUAAUUUUUUUUUUUUUGUAAAAAGUCAAAACGAGGACAUUAUUGAAUUGUUUUACAAAAAAAAGAAUCAUAUUAUAUUCAAAUUGAUGGUAAAGUGAUUAAUUUUCGAUUUCAAGAAACAAUUGUAACAUCUUGAAUAUUGUUAUCAUCAUUAUUCAAUAAAAUAGAAAUUCGCGUAGUACGCGUAACUUCUAAGAAAA
Molecule: messenger RNA, 1732 nt
Organism: Leptopilina heterotoma
Lineage: Eukaryota; Metazoa; Arthropoda; Insecta; Hymenoptera; Figitidae
Product: luc7-like protein 3
Exons: 8
Coding region: 224-1369 (381 amino acids)
Biological process (GO): mRNA splice site recognition
Cellular component (GO): U1 snRNP; U2-type prespliceosome
Molecular function (GO): mRNA binding
Source: RefSeq, a predicted model, not a curated record